AUGACCAUUCAUCAUUGUAAUUCCCAAGUUUCAAUUGAAGAAUUAUACAAUGAUGACGAAAUAGAUACAAGAUAUUCUGAUGGACAAAGUAACUACCACUUUAAAUUAAAUUAUUUUCCAACAAGCACAAAUUCAAAUUACACUGGUGAAGAAUUUUUAAGUUUAGAAAGAGGUGCUUUCAUAAGACCAUAUAGGUUAGCUCAAAGUUGUACAUUAAUUGGCGCAUCAGUUAAAAUAGAGGAUUGUCAAUUCAUUGGACCAGCUCCAGUCUAUAAUGGUCUCCCCUAUUCAAUCGUUAUAUCAUCAGAUCUAACAUUAACAAUUGCAGGUUCAAUAAAAAAUAUUCCAAUUCUUAUUGUUCAAGGUCAUCUAUUAUUACAUCCAAAUUAUAAUGUAACACUUUCAUUCUAUAAGAUGCAAAUCUUAUCACGUGGUACUUUUGAAUCUGCACCAAAUCAAGGAGUUAAUCAUACUAUCAUCGUAGAAAGAUCACCUAAUGAUUACCAAAUUGAUCCAUGGGAUAGAAAAGAUAUUCCAUCAAUACUUUCUCUUGGUGGUAAUAUUACGAUUAGAGGUUUCGAUUCAAGCUCGACAUGGACCGGUUAUGAUAGAAUUAAUCAAACAACAUUCAUUAGAUCUUUUCCAUUCACAAAUAAUGGAUUACCAAUUAUUAAAUUAGGUGGUUUAAGAAAUGUAGUGGGUAUUGAACAAUAUAAGUUAGAUAAUUAUUAUACAAACAUGACAAAGAAUGUUUAUAAUGAUAAAUAUGCAUUUGAUCCAAUGAAAACACCUCAUACUGGUCAUGUAUUAAUAAAUCCUUAUAAUAAAAAUGUUUGGAUAAAAGGUAUUGGUAGUUGUUCAAUAGUUUUCACUGGUUCAUCAACUGUAAAUAUUAAAAAUUCAGUAUUUUAUGAUUUCGGACAUACAACAUCAUCACCAUUGGAUCAAAUCAAUAAUAUUCCAAAUAGAUAUCCAAUCACAUUAUACCACAAUAAAAAAUCAGUAAAUAUUGAAAAUAAUUGUUUUUUACCAUCAAUCAAUUCUCCACAAAAAAGUUCAACAACAAGAUCAUUCAUUGGUGCAAUUCGUUCAUUUGGUAAUAUCAUUGGUAAUUCAUUCGUAUUAAGUGAAUCUUCAACCGGAAUGGCUAUGAGUGGUAUUUCAUUAUUAUAUGGUACCGAACAAUUCAACAUCAGUUAUAAUUCAUUCAUAUCAAUUUAUACAAACACUGUGGUAGAAUCAUCAAGUAGACAAUAUCCAGAUAAUAUCAAUUAUAUCAAUAGUGGUAUUAUUACAACUUCACCAUAUUCAUUCUACGAAUCAAAUGUAUUUGAAGGUAGAUUCAAAGGUGGUGCAAUUCAUAUUAUUCCAUUACAAUCAAGAUCAACAAUUGCUGGUUUAAAUAGUGAUAAAUUAUUAGGUAUUUACAAUGGAUAUGAACAAUCAAAUCUCAAUGAUAAAGUACCCAAUAGUAUUUGGAAUAAAGUUAUAUUCAAAGAUAAUGUAUUCUUUGGUGAAUCAGAAUUUCGUGUCACAUAUCCAAUGUCAUUUCAACCACCAAUUAAAAUCAACUUUUUAAGAGGUUGGCAUAUUAAUCAAAGACCAUCAAAAACAUUACCACCAAAUGAAGCAAAUGUAGAUUACUCAUAUGAUUCAUCAUUAAUUGGUGAUUUUAUAAAAAUCUAUCUUACUGAAUCCAAUACACUCUUUGGUAAAUGCAAUAGUGUUUCAUUAAAGAAUGUAGAUUUAUCAUUUUCUUAUGCGUUUUUCUCAGAUUCUUUUAGAUGCAAUUACAUUUCAAUCGUUGAUUCAAAAUUCUCACAACAAAUAAAAGACUAUGAUGAUAGUGUUGGCUUUAUUAAAAAAUUAUCUAAUCAACGAUACCUUUCAAAUGUUAAUGGUACAAAAGGAAGUUUUUUAGAUUCAGUAACUGGACUAUUACCUUUUUAUCAACUAUCACCAAAGAGUAUUAUUGAUCAACCAUUAACUCAAAAUAAUUUUACAUUCACAUUCAUUCCAAACUCUGAAUCAGUUUUAGGUAGUACAAAUCAAUCUAUUGAAACAAUAGUUGAUGAUGACGUUCAAAAUGGUACAUUCUUAAUUUUACCAGGUUCUUCAACGCAAUCAAAGUUUGUUCAAUUACCAGAAUCAGCCAAUGGUCCUUAUACAGUAGUUUUAUCAUCUAAAGUAAAUUAUAAUGAUGGUACUAAUUAUCCAGCAGGUUCUUAUUUUGCAGGUACAUAUAUUGUUGAUAACAGUGCAAAUAACUUUUAUCUUGGUAUUGAUUUAUCACCACCAACCGAUGAUCACUUUACAUCACCACCACGUGCAUUAUCAAUUUUUGGUAAACAAUGGACAAAAUGUAAUUGGAUUCAAUCAUUAAAUAAAUGUACAACUACAGGUAAAAUCUCACCAAUUUCAAGAAUGACAAUCAUUGGCGAAGAAAUCACAGAAAAUGAUGAAAUUUCAAUGAUAACUUCUUACCUUGGUAAUGAUGAAACCAAUAAUAUUCCAAGUACACUCAACAUUUCAUUAGCAGGUCCACAUCAAUAUAAAUUUUAUUUAUAUUCAUAUAAUUCAGAUUGGACAGGUUCAAUCGUUAAUCCAAUACCAUCAUUUACAAUUAAAAUCAAUGGUAAAUAUCAAGAACCAAUAACAAGAUCAGCACCAUCUUAUUUAACCUAUAAAAAGUAUGGUCCAUUCUAUUGGAAUAAUAUUAAUUCAAAUGAACAAGUUUUAUCAAUUGAUUGGGCAACUGAUAAUAUUAAAUAUUCAAUUCCAUUAUCUGGUAUUGAAAUUUAUUCAAGUAUUCAAACUCCAUUCUCAAUUCCAAUUAAUUCAAAUGAAGAAUUAUACAAUUUUAAUUUAACCAAUAUUAUUCAUGAUAGUGAAGGUAGUGAAUUUUAUAAUAUUAACUAUUUCCCAACAAGUACAAAUUCGAAUUACACUGGUGAAAAUUUUUAUAAUUUAGAUAAAAAUCUUUUAAAAGUUACCAAAGUUACAUUAUUAAAUGAUUGUGUAUUACAUGGUCAAACAGCAAGCAUAACAGAUUGUAAUUAUAAAAUAACUUCACAACAGAGUGGUUUCCAAAAUGAUGCAGGAUAUAUUUUACCUUCUGACUCUUCAUUACUUGUUAAAGGAAAUGUUACUAUCUAUGUACCAGUAGGUAGAACAUUAACAAUUUCAGGUUCACCAAAGAUAAUUCCAGUCCUUGUUGUUAAAGGUCGUUUAUUAUUAGAUCCAAACAAUGAUACAAAAUUUACAUUCUAUAAGAUGCAAAUCUUACCAAAUGGUAUUUUUGAAUCAACACCAAAUCAAACUUAUAAUCAUACAAUCGUUGUACAACAAAUAAUCGAUGCUAAUACUGCUCAAUGGGAUAGAGAAGAUAUUCCAUCAAUACUUUCAAUUUGCGGUAAUGUCACAAUUAGAGGUUUCGAUUCAAGUUCAACAUGGACUGGUUAUGAUAAAACAAAUGAAACAACAUUCAUUAGAUCAUUUCCAUUCACAAAUAAUGGAUUACCAAUUAUUAAAUUGGGUGGUUCAAGAGAUGUAAUAAGUACUGAACAAUACAAGUUGGACUCCUAUUACACAAAUAUGGUUAAAGAUUAUUUCCAUAAUGAAAAUAAAUAUGCCUGGGAUCCAACCACAGGUAGUGAUACUGGUUUUAUUUUAAUAAAUCCUUAUAAUAAAAAUGUAUGGAUUAAGGGUAUUGGUUAUUGUUCAAUGGUUUUCACUGGUUCGUCAACUGUUGAUAUUCAAAAUUCAGUAUUUUAUGAUUUCGGACAUACAACAUCAUUACCAUUAGAUGAAAAUAAUAACACUCCAAAUAGAUAUCCAAUUACUUUAUACCACAAUAAAAAAUCAGUAAAUAUUGAAAAUAAUUGUUUUUUAGCAGCAAUUCAUCCAGGAACUCCACAACAAAGUUUAACACCAAGAUCAUUCAUUGGUGCAAUUCGUUCAUUUGGUAAUAUCAUUGGUAAUUCAUUCGUAUUAAAAGAAUCAUCAACUGAUGGAUUGAGUAUGAGUGGUAUUUCAUUGUUAUAUGGUACUGAACAAUUCAACAUCAGUUAUAAUUCAUUCAUAUCAAUUUAUUCAAAUACUACUGCAGUACCAUCAAAUAGACAAUAUCCAGAUAAUAUCGAUUAUAUCAAUAGUGGUAUUAUUUCAACUUCACCAUAUUCAUUCUAUGAAUCAAAUAUAUUUGAAGGUAGAUUCAAAGGUGGUGCAAUUCAUAUUAUUCCAUUACAAUCAAGAUCAACAAUUGCUGGUUUAAAUAGUGAUAAAUUAUUAGGUAUUUACAAUGGAUAUGAACAAUCAAAUCUCAAUGAUAAAGUACCCAAUAGUAUUUGGAAUAAAGUUAUAUUCAAAGAUAAUGUAUUCUUUGGUGAAUCAGAAUUUCGUGUCACAUAUCCAAUGUCAUUUCAACCACCAAUUAAAAUCAACUUUUUAAGAGGUUGGCAUAUUAAUCAAAGACCAUCAAAAACAUUACCACCAAAUGAAGCAAAUGUAGAUUACUCUUAUGAUUCAUCGUUGGUUCAAUAUGAUUUAUAUACAAUAAGAAAGAAUUUUGCAGAAACUAAUAAUCUUUCAGGUAAAUGUAAUAGUGUUUCAUUAAAGAAUGCAAACUUUUCAUCAUCUUAUAAAUUUUUCUCUGAUUCAUUCAAAUGCAAUUACAUUUCUAUUGUUGAUUCAAAAUUCACACAAAUGAUUCAUGUUGGAAAUAGUACUGUUACUUUCAUUAAAAGAUUCGCUAAUCAAGUAUACCUUUCAAAUGUUAAUGGUACAAGAAUUCAUAGGUUAUCUGGUAUGUUUGGACGUUUAUAUCCAUUUUACCAACUAUCACCAAUGAGUAUUAUCAAUCCACCAUUAACUCAAAAUAGUUUAAAUUUUACAUUCAUUCCAAAUUUUGAUUCACCUCCUAUUAAUAGAACAUUACUUCUUGAAACUAUAAUUGAUGAUGAAAUUUUUCAAAAUAAUUCAAAUAUUGAUCCACUUGACAACCCAAUUCAUUCAAAGUUUAUUCAAUUACCACAAAGUGCCAAUGGUCCAUAUACAGUGGUUUUAUCAACUAAACCAAUUUUUCCAAAUACUUCAGGAUAUGAAAAAUUUGCUGUUGGUUCUUACUUUGCAGGUACAUAUAUUGUUGAUAACAGUGCAAAUUAUUUUUAUCUCGGUAUUGAUUUAUCACCACCAACAAUUGUCGGUGAUGAACCACAACCACCACGUGCAUUAUCAAUUUUUGGUAAACAAUGGACAAAAUGUAAUUGGAUUCAAUCAUUAAAUAAAUGUACAACUACAGGUAAAUUCACACCAAAUUCAUCAAUGACAUUUAUUCCAUCUGAAAUCACAGAAAAUGAUGAGAUUUCAAUGAUAACUUCAUACCUUGGUAAUGAUGAAACCAAUAAUAUUCCAAGUACAAUCAACAUUUCAUUAGCAGGUCCACAUCAAUAUAAAUUUUAUUUAUAUUCUUAUAACUCAGAUUGGACAGAUUCAAUCGUUAAUCCAAUACCAUCAUUUACAAUUAAAAUCAAUGGUAAAUAUCAAGAACCAAUAACAAGAUCAGCACCAUCUUAUUUAACCUAUAAAAAGUAUGGUCCAUUCUAUUGGAAUAAUAUUAAUUCAAAUGAACAAGUUUUAUCAAUUGAUUGGGCAACUGAUAAUAUUAAAUAUUCAAUUCCAUUAUCUGGUAUUGAAAUUUAUUCAAGUAUUCAAACUCCAUUCCCAAUCCCGUUUUAA
Messenger RNA from Dictyostelium discoideum AX4, 5736 nucleotides. RefSeq lists its product as hypothetical. The record is from RefSeq and is a predicted model, not a curated record. NCBI's taxonomy places the organism in Eukaryota, Evosea, Eumycetozoa, Dictyosteliales, Dictyosteliaceae. The coding region runs from base 1 to 5736 and encodes 1911 amino acids. The transcript is spliced from 2 exons.